This is a messenger RNA of Xylona heveae TC161, 1125 nucleotides long. RefSeq lists its product as hypothetical. The coding region runs from base 1 to 1125 and encodes 374 amino acids. The transcript is spliced from 2 exons. NCBI's taxonomy places the organism in Eukaryota, Fungi, Ascomycota, Xylonomycetes, Xylonales, Xylonaceae. The record is from RefSeq and is a predicted model, not a curated record.
AUGACUCCCGCCCCACUGACGCUGGGAUGGAUGCCCCAGCAAACCCAGGUGCUGGCUCCCGAGGAGGACUGGACAGGCAUAUCGAGCCAAGCCGAACGAAGAAAAUUGCAAAAUCGUCUGAAUCAACGAGCUUAUCGAAAGCGAAAGGCGGACGAAUUGAAGCAGGAUCAAAGAUCUUCAAAAUCCCCACGCUAUUCCUCACCCCCUUUCACUUCUUUGCCACACCAUACGCCCCUCGGUCCUCAUGGAGUUGAAUCCAUCGGAGGCCCCCGUCCUGUACCCAAGUCAAAUCUGCAGGGCACGAACAUAGGCGACCUCUCAAAAGCAAGGGCCCCUAACUCGCUAUCUCCCACAUCCAGCCAUCCAGUGCUUUCUAUCUACAAAGUCGAGAAAGCAAAACACGCCAGGCCGCCGUGUCAGCUCGAUCCCGAGGAUGCAGAGAAACUUUUGGACCGGUUCGAAAAAUUAGCGACCAUGAGCUAUAUCAGUGGUUCCCCAACAUCCGAUCAUCUCCUCACAUUGAUCAAGUUCAAUGUUCAUAGAGCGUUUGUGAGAAAUUCCUACGUUAUAGGAUUACCAUGGAGGUUUGUGCAAGAUGAUGAUGCACUUUCAUUGUUCAGCAAUCCGACUCCCGGCCAUGGACACUUGGAGAAGCCCAUGCCUUUGAGUCUUCGUCCAACCCAUAUUCAACGCACAAUACCUCAUCACCCAUGGUUUGACCUCAUACCUGUACCGGGUAUUCGAGAUAACCUGAUUCGUACCGGCGAGGACAACUAUGAUGAGCAGGAACUCUGCGAAGAUCUCGUAGGUUUUUGCGGCGGCACACCCGGCAACGAGGGGCUAAUAGUUUGGGGCGAGUCUUGGGACCCGAGUGGAUGGGAAGUCACUGAAGAUUUUACGAAUAAAUGGUUUUGGACUCUCAGAGGCUGCAAAGACCUGCUGGAAUCGACAAACCGGUGGAGAAGAAUGCGUGGCGAAAAGCCAUUAUGCUGGGAUAUAUCCGAUCCCGAAUCAGUACAUUCUUCUCAAACCCGGAAGGAUGCGUCAAACCAGGCUCAAUGGCAGAGUGCGCGGCAUUACGAUGAUAGUGAGCGUCUACGUCACAGAAUAACGGAGAUUUCUUAA